Triplophysa rosa is the source of this 1815-nucleotide messenger RNA. It is a transcript of the gene stac3, whose product is annotated as SH3 and cysteine rich domain 3. Gene Ontology annotation, molecular function: protein binding. NCBI's taxonomy places the organism in Eukaryota, Metazoa, Chordata, Actinopteri, Cypriniformes, Nemacheilidae. The record is from RefSeq and is a predicted model, not a curated record. The transcript has 14 exons. Gene Ontology annotation, biological process: positive regulation of protein localization to plasma membrane; skeletal muscle contraction; positive regulation of voltage-gated calcium channel activity. The coding region runs from base 258 to 1262 and encodes 334 amino acids. Gene Ontology annotation, cellular component: extrinsic component of cytoplasmic side of plasma membrane.
CACACACACACACACACACUCGUGUACUGGUGAUUGUUGGGUCCGGUCCGGUCCGGUUGUUAACCUGUUCAUUCUGAUCAAUCUCAGUCCAACAGCAACUACCUGACAAAAGUUGUGCGACUGCAUCUUCAAGUCAUUGCAAACACUGGAUGUUAGUAUCGCAUACACAUCAUAAACAGCGUGGAUCAUUCGUGUCAUCAGUUUCUGUGAUUCAGAUUCUAAAGGUUCUGGAUUAACAGCUGAAUCAGUGUGUGUCCAUGGCUCAAUAUGAUCAGUUGGAGGAUAAAGACUCGCUGGAUAUUCAUGACAACCCUCCAGCACCAGAUAAUGUUGUCAAAGAGGAAGACAACACUGUGUAUUUUGUGUAUGAUGAAGAGGUUGAGGAAGAAGAAGCUCCUCCUCCUCCCACCCCUGAGCCUGUAGUUCAGGUCAAUGACAGGCCGCACAAAUUUAAGGACCACUACUGCAAGAAACCCAAAUUUUGUGACGUUUGUGCACGAAUGAUCGUCCUCAAUAAUAAGUUUGCCCUGCGCUGCAAAAACUGCAAAACCAACAUUCAUCACUCGUGUCAGUCGUAUGUGCAGUUCCAGAGAUGCUUCGGGAAAAUACCUCCCGGCUUCAGACGGGCGUACAGCUCUCCUCUCUAUGAUCAAGAGAUCAAUAAUCCAGGUCAGCAGAACCGGACGGACCCGGUGUACGACACACUGAGAGUGGGUGUGAUCAUGGCCAAUAAAGAGAGGAAGAAAGGAUCAGAAGACAAGAAGAACAUGAUGAUGAUGAUGAUGGAGGAGGAAGAAGCCCAACAGCCUAAAGAGGAUGAAGAGGGAGGUGAAGGAAAACAAGAUGGAGAUAAGAAAGACAAGACGGCCGCAGAUGACAAGAAUAAGAAGCAGCAGCAGACGUUCAGUCAGUCUCACUAUUAUCUGGCUUUAUAUCGGUUUAAAGCCAUUGAGAAAGAUGACCUGGACUUCCAUCCAGGAGAUCGCAUCACAGUUCUGGAUGACUCUAAUGAAGAGUGGUGGAGGGGUAAGAUCGGUGAGAAGACGGGUUAUCUGCCCAUGACGUACAUCAUACGUGUGCGCGCAGGAGAGCGUGCGUAUAAAGUGACUCGAUCUUUUGUGGGAAACAGAGAGAUGGGUCAGAUCACGCUGAAGAAAGAUCAGAUUGUGGUGAAGAAAGGAGAAGAAGUGAACGGAUAUCUGAAGGUCAGCACUGGACGUAAACUGGGCUUUUUCCCCGCUGAUCUACUGCAGGAGAUCUGAACACGUGACACUGAUGUGAUGUCAUCAUGAGAGGAGAAUUACAGUCAAACAAAACACUCCCAAAGUGUCCCAGUUCACAUACUAUCCAUACUAAAUACUCUUCACAAUUACAUUGAGUGUGUUGACAGAGAGAGACGAUUGACAUUACCCACACCUCGCCACCAGAGGGCAGUACACUGAAACUAUACAGUAAACAUCACUCAAGUCACUUGUGUGUGUGUGGAUACUGUAUAUAUUCAGUAUAUCCCAUAGGUCUACAUACAUUCAGUGCAGCCAUGAAAUAAAGAGUUUAGAUCAUAAACACACAGACUUGAUGUUUGCUGAGACAGCGUUUAUUCAGGCUGUGCUCGUCUCUCAUGUCAUCACGUGUUGUGUGUGUGAAAACAUAAUGAUCUACUAUCAUUGACGAAAAAUUAUAGUUUUGUUAAUUAUUGACAAGUAUUUAAGAUUUAAAAUAUGAAAUUUAACCAAUUAAAAUAUUCAAUCAAGUGUGUCGUCAGUAUGUUUUGUAUGUGUGUUUGAUUUGAGUCGCUGUGAAAAUGUUCGGCUUCUU